AGUGUAUUUCUACAUGAAAAUACAAAGUAAUAAAACUGGUAUCAACUGCCUGUGUCACAAUUACGAUGCAGGUAAUAGCUGUAUUGUCACGUGACUGCCGUAAACAAUCGAGCCACCGACAUUUGUAAACACCGACAGACCGUAAGAGGUUAUAUGUGACGUCCUCAUCGCAAUCAAGUCUAGUCCUCUUGUGAACCAGCAUGUAUCCGUGUUCAUGUGACACUUUUGUGGCUCUUCCCCCCUCCACUGAGGGACAGCGCAUCAUUUUUGGAAAGAAUUCCGACAGGCCAUGUGAUGAAGUCCAAGAAGUGCUCUAUUUCCCUGCUGCUGACUAUGAGCCAGGGUCAAAGGUCGAGUGUACUUACAUGGAGAUCGAGCAAGUUGCCCACACAUACGCAAUUGUUUUGAGCAGACCAGCGUGGCUGUGGGGUGCAGAAAUGGGUGCAAAUGAGCACCAAGUUUGUAUUGGGAAUGAGGCUGUGUGGGGAAGAGAGAGUGCUGAUGGUGAGGAGGCUCUGCUUGGCAUGGAUCUUGUCAGGCUCGCACUUGAGAGAGCCGACACUGCUGAGAAAAGUGUGCACGUCAUAGCCGAGCUUUUGGAAAAAUAUGGCCAAGGAGGGGGUUGCUUAGAAGAACAAUGUGAUUUCACUUACCACAACAGCUUCCUGAUCUCGGACCGGAAGGAGGCUUGGGUGCUGGAGACCUCCGCCAAGUAUUGGGCUGCAGAAAGAGUGGAAGGUGGAUAUCGCAAUAUCUCAAAUGAGUACAACAUCACAACCAAAAUUGACAGAGAACAUCCUGACCUGCGCAAGUAUGCACAAAGCAAAGGCUGGUGGGACGGAAAGGCUUCGUUCAACUUUGCUGCCAUCUACUCCUACAUGAACACGGCCAGGAUUGAAGCACCCGGCAGUCGAUACUGUGAAGGAAAGAAUCUGCUGCGAAAGAGUAACGGGCACAUCACCGCUCAGACGAUGAUGGACAUCCUGAGGGACAAAGACAGCGGCAUCAAUAUGGAGGGCAUGUUCAUGACAACAGCCAGUAUGGUGUCGGUGGUACCUGUGGAUCCCACUCUGCCGGGGGUUCACUAUUUCACUGCCACUCCGGACCCUGAAAGGUCGGUGUUCAAACCCUUCGUCUUUGUGGAAAACAUGCGAGUGGAGCUAAAGGAGACCACUUCUCCCAGUUACGGCUCGGAAGACCCAGUCAAGAAGAAGCCUCGCUUCCAAAGCAAGCCUGACAGAAAGCACAGCUUGUUCACCAAACACGAGGUGGCGGCGGCCAUCAUUGAAACGCACAAGGAGCGGGGAGAGCGGAUCACACUUGGUAUGAGGAAGUUGGAAGGUGAGAGAAUGAAACAGAUGGAGGAGAUUCUUUAUCGCGGCGUCGAGCAGCCCGAGACUUUGCUGGAUUUGUUCCCUAGCGUUGUGAGGGAUGAGAUGGAGCUCUACGGCAAAGGCUCCAAAGUCCAGUGAUCAAUAGAAAGCACAUCAAAGUGAUAUACUCCACACAGUAAUUGUCAGUAGCAUUAUCUGCAGAUUUAUUCAAAACAAUCCAUAAAUAAGCAGCACUGUACAAAAUGUGUCAUAAUUGCAUAUAAUUAUUUAUAAAUAUUUACUUAAUGUGAAUACAGUUCUUAGCUUGCAAUAAGAUUCCACCUGAGCAAAAAUGAAAUUUAUUUUCCUGCCGUUUA
Syngnathus acus (greater pipefish) is the source of this 1690-nucleotide messenger RNA. It is a transcript of the gene scrn3, whose product is annotated as secernin 3. The record is from RefSeq and is a predicted model, not a curated record. Gene Ontology annotation, molecular function: cysteine-type exopeptidase activity; dipeptidase activity. Lineage: Eukaryota; Metazoa; Chordata; Actinopteri; Syngnathiformes; Syngnathidae. Gene Ontology annotation, biological process: proteolysis. The transcript has 7 exons. Bases 201 to 1472 code for a protein of 423 amino acids.